AUGUUUAUCAUCAAAACAAUAUGGUCAUUGAUGAAGAAGAUGCCUAGAGUCAUCUCACUAGUCCUGUUGUUCAUCAACAUCUUUCUUCUGGCGUUCUUGCUUCUGGGCUGCACAAACAUUGGGGAUAUAUACUCAUCGACGUAUCUCAUCGAAUACACCUUCAACAAAUCAUCACCAAUCUAUCCAUUGAUUCGGGACUCGUAUGCUUCUAAGAAUCUUUCUGGGUAUGAAACCUUGUCAGUCCGUGCCUCUUACCUGUCCCUCUGUAUAUAUAUUGAGGGGUACGACAUGCAAUGUACAUCACGGUCAGAUCUAGACACCUUUGCAAGAACAACAGCAGUGGAGAUUUACCAAGUCAAUUCAAAUGCCAGUGCAGUAUCACUCGAUAUAGUGGAGCUGGCAUCCACUUUUUCCAAUGACAUUGUCCACCCAUAUAUUCUCAUUGUUAGUGUGAUAUUCACCAUUAUUCUGUUCCUCAUGUUGUUCUAUAUCGUUAUCCCAGAGCUACCCGGUAAAACAAUGCUAACGAGAGUUGUCCUGUUACUAUCUUGCAUAGUGACAUUGCUUUGGUCCAUUGGCUCAAUCUGGGCACACGUUGCAGUUGAUGCCGGCAAGAACUUAACUCAAGAAGCCAGUAUGGGGAUCAUCAAAGCUGAGGUCGGGAGCAAGGCAGAGUCGAUGACAUGGGUCCCAUUUUCAUUUAACCUGGUUGUGGUUGUUACCUUGUUCUAUUUAUACUUCAGGGAUUUGAAGCAGAACCAAAAAGAGAAUAGCAGCCAACUCAACGUUGACUAUAAAGUCUAG
Messenger RNA from Williopsis jadinii, 804 nucleotides. RefSeq names its product Fig1p (gene FIG1). Gene Ontology annotation, cellular component: mating projection tip; membrane. Lineage: Eukaryota; Fungi; Ascomycota; Saccharomycetes; Phaffomycetales; Wickerhamomycetaceae. The record is from RefSeq and is a predicted model, not a curated record. The transcript has a single exon. Bases 1 to 804 code for a protein of 267 amino acids. Gene Ontology annotation, biological process: conjugation with cellular fusion.